Plasmodium vivax (malaria parasite P. vivax) is the source of this 6732-nucleotide messenger RNA. RefSeq lists its product as hypothetical. The transcript is spliced from 2 exons. Gene Ontology annotation, biological process: DNA repair; replication fork arrest; DNA replication checkpoint signaling. Gene Ontology annotation, molecular function: DNA binding. The record is from RefSeq and is a predicted model, not a curated record. Lineage: Eukaryota; Apicomplexa; Aconoidasida; Haemosporida; Plasmodiidae. Gene Ontology annotation, cellular component: replication fork protection complex. The coding region runs from base 1 to 6732 and encodes 2243 amino acids.
AUGCCCAAAGCAGGCGAAAACAGCUACGAGCAGAGUGAAGAGACGGAGGAGGAGGGGAUGAGGGGGAAGGGGCCCCCCCGGAGGGAUAGAGGCAGCUCGGCGGGCUCAACAUAUUCGGAAGAUGACGGUGGGGGGGCCAGCGAGGAGGGAGAAGUGGAAGAAGUGGAUGAAGAGGAUGAAGAGGAUGAAGUGGGCGAGGAGGACGAGGAGGACGAAGCGGAUGAAGCGGACGAAGCGGACGAAGCGGAUUUGGAUGACGACCUCGAUGAGGGAAUCCACGGGCGGAACGAGGAAAGCGAAAAGCUGGAAGAAGACAUCUUCAACGAAAAUAAUUUGCUGCACGCGAUAAAAACGAGGGAAGUGCUGGAGCAGGAGAUCCUCGUGCUCUUCAGCAAUAUGCUGAAGAAGGAGGUCACGUUAAGCAAGGAUAUGAAGAGUGCAACUCGGGAAGAGAUAUCGGCUUACAAAGGAGAUCACGUAGAUGAGGGGGGAGACGAACCCACCCUGGAGGGGAAUCAAAAGGGGGGUGCAAACAAAAAGAAAGAGCCAGAAAAGAAAUCCAAUUUGAAGAUAAAGAAUAAGGACGUAUACAAUUUUAUAUACAGUAAGAUGAACUUAGGCGCGGACAAGAAGAGGGAAGAUAAGGGGGCGGACGGCCCAGGUGCGGAGGCGGGUCUCUCCCGGAAAAAGGGACACGGCAGUGGUGGCAGUGGUGGCAGUAGUAGCAGUUGGAGGGGCGGAAGCAACCAUCUGCAAAGCGGCACUGAGCAGGCGGAAAAGGAGCACUACAUCCUGGACACCAACGUGGUGAACAUCCUAAACGACAUCAACACGUAUUUGAAAAGGGAGAGGGACUUCCUCAAUCGGAAAUUUGGAAGCCACAUAGACUCGACCUUUAAGAACCCAAUGUAUGUAACUCUCUACAUCUAUAACAAUGAUAUCUUGAAGGACAUAAUUCUUCAGAUGAUUAACAUCGUAAAGAACGAAUUUGAUAGCUCCAUUUAUAGGGACAUCGACGAGACCAUGUUGGCCAGGAACAUCUUCAUCCUCAUCAACCACCUCACUUCUAGACCGAGCAAGGAAUGGUUCAAUUACUGGAAUAAGCACAUGCCGACUUUCAAUAACAAGAGGAGCGAAUUUAAUGUGUAUAGUUACCUUCAAAUUGAGAAGAGCGAAAGGAAAGUAUUUUCCGGCGUCCUAAAGAAGGACAUCUACUUCAAGGAGCUACAGAAACGGUCCAACAUCAUCGAGCAGUAUCAAAAUGGACUGCAAAGUUUGAAGUGCCUUCUGUCCAGUCGCAACUUCCUAACCUACCUGAACGAGUUCAGGUACAAUUGCCAACUGUUCAUCGACGCUGAUUAUCGCGGCAUUGAGGAGAAUGAGAAGGUCCUGGAGAUGCAGCGCAGGGACGCGGAGCUGGUCGAGGAGAAGGCCCGCCUCAAGGAGGAGCUCCACUUCUGCCGCGAGCGGCUUAGGGGGGAAGCGGCGGAGGGAGGCGAAGCAGGCGGUGAUGAAGUAGACGGUGAAGGCGGUAUCGACGGUGACGAAGCAGGUGGUGAAGGUGGUAACCUCUCCUCCGGGGGGGAAGAGGCCGGCCAAGGGGACGGCGCCGCCAAACCGAGGAAAACGAACAAACUCGUGCGCAACAAAAUGGCCAACCUGAAGAGGCGAAUCGACGAAAUCAACGAGGAGCUGCUCGAAGUGGCCAACUUCUUCCUGGAGGACAAGAAGAAGCGGGAGAGGCUGGUGCACGAGUACCGGGAGAACGUCCACCUGGUGCGGAGCAUCCUGACGCAGGUGCUGGGCAUUAGGAACCCCCGCAGGAGCAACGCCAUCAACUCCAGCAACGUGCACUACGUGAUUCUGCAGAACGUGCUGGACAGCCACAGCGCCCUCACGCUCAUCGUCGAGGAGAUGAGGCACCUCUUCGACCGGGAGCUGAAGAAGUACGACGGCGAGAAGAACAUCCACAUCCCCUACCUGCGGCAGAACACGAUGAAGGAGAUAUGGGACUACGUGCGCCUCUUCUACAACGUCGUGUGCUACAUCGACCCGAUCGACUUGGUCCGGUCCCUCACGCACCAGGCCCCGCCGCGGAGAGCCGGCAUCGCCGCAGUUGGCGGUGAAAGGAGCGGUGAUAGAAGCGGUGAUAGAAGCGGUGAAAGAAGCGGUGAAAGAAGCGGCGAAAGAAGCGGCGGCACAAUCGGCGGCACAAUCGGCGGCAGAAUCAGCGGCGGAGUUGGCGGUGGCGACACUGCGCGAGGCCACCCCUCAAACCCCCCAGCGAAGAAGGCGGCUGCGGCCGCGGCCGCGCCCGCGGCCAAGCGGGCGAGCCUGCUGAAGCCCAGGAAGAACAACCAAAUGAUCAUGCACCUCUCGAGGAUAAACCCACUGCUAGCCAAAUCGAAGGUGAGAAAGCCAAAUGAAGAAAAACACAUGAAAAAAAAAAAAAAAAAAUUCAUAGAGAGAAAAAACCUAAUAGAUCACUACGAGAACUUCUCCUUCGAAGAUCUGUCCUUCGACAUCUUCGAAGAGAAGAAGGGGGGGUCCUUCCUCAAGGGGAACAUCCUGGACACGUUCGACCACAGCAAUUUGUACCGAGUGCAGGAGUUCCUAAACAGCAUCAUAGGGAUAAAUGAAGAGUUUGAGAAUGUCUACGACGGGGGGGGGGGCCACCAUGGAGGGGAUCACCACGUGGAGAGCGAUCGCAUGGGACAGGGAGACGAGGACGGGUUCAACUACUCCCUUAAGGUUUUCCUAAACGUGUGCAUCAAAGACCUCAGGAGGUGCAUAGUCGAACACUACAAUCACCAGUGGGAUGUAAAGGUCAUCCUUAAUAUACACGCCUGGAUCGUUACCUAUUACACCAAUUUUUACCUGUACGAGAAUAGGAAGCGGCUGAAUAACUGCCGAAUGGGGAAAGGCACCUCCGCUAGGUACUCGCCAGCUAGCCAUUUUUACAACGGGGAAGAACCCGUAAAGGAGGGAAAACAAACGGAAGAUGAGCCCUCCCUGUUCAUCUCCAGAAUUCAAAUGGUCCUAGGAAUGCAGGCGUACAUAGGAGAUAACAGCAUCCACUCGGAAUUCCUGUGCGACACUUUCCAGAGGUUAAUAAGAGAGGAAAAAAUGAAAAAGAACAGUAGCAAAAUUAUUAUGUGCUGCUUAAGGUGCCUACAUGCAGAUCUAAGUUUGCUAGAUUUGCAUGCCCUGUCUACUGACGACAAUGUGAAAUCCAUCUGUAAAUCCUCUUUGGAUAAUCUUUUGAGGAGGAACAUCUUGAACAGCUUAAGUUGGAUUUUAAAAAACUUCAAACUGAUGAGUCACGACAGGAGUAUCUUCACCUACGCGCUUAAGUGCGCCCUGAUGGUAAUCGAGUUGCUGGAAAAGUUGGGGGGCAGCACGUACAUCCUCAAGCGGGGCAGCAAGGUCUACGACGAGGAGGGGGAAGAGGAAGAGGAGGGAGAAGAGGAAGAGGAGAUGUACAGCCAAGACGGAAGCGAUGAGCAGCAUGGGGGCUACAAAAAACACAGUAGAAACACCAAAGGGAGCAACCCAAAUGGGGACUACGCCGCCGAAGCGAUUGAGAGAGUCAGCGUGAUGGACCUAAUAGAAGAAAUCUACAGCGGGAAAAUCGUCAACACGUGCAUGCACAUUAUUGAAGAGUACAAACGGAACAGCGUCCAAAUCAACCACCUAAUCAUUAGCUUCUUUGAACUUUUGCUGAACCAUAAAAACAACGAUUAUAAUUUUUUACUUUUCUUUGAUAUGAAAUAUUUUAUUAUUUUUAUGAACAUAAUAAAUGACCCAGAGAGCUACACCAAUCCGAGGUACCUCUGGAUUGCCUCCUUCUUUGAGAAUCUAGUGGCCUGUUUUUUUAAGCUCUGGAAUAGUAACUACCUGCUGCCUGUGGAGCUCUUCUUUAGCAAGGCCAUCAAUAGAAACGCCUUCAGCUUGCUAAGCGAGAAAUAUAUGCUCUCCAUUUUUAGCAACUACAGUGAAGGGAAUGAUCACUUCGUUUUCGAGGAACUCAACAAGGGGACACACAUCAAUGACAUCUUCAUAGAGAUGAAUAGCCGCAAGAGGUUAGAAGCUCUGGAGUGGUCAGCUGAAGAUUUGGAGAGCUUAAAAAUUUACUUUAAGCAGUUCAAGCACAUGCACAACUUCCUGCCCUUCAUUAGCGAGAUGCUCAACAAGUCCUCCAGCAGCGUCAAGAACCAACUCAUCUUCCUCAACCUCAUGGACCGCAGGGGCAACGUCAUCGACGACGAGGCGGACUACGACCUGUCCGACUCGUCCGAGAGUUCCGGGGGCAGCGAAGUUGGCGAAGAGGUUGGCGGAGGGGACAGCGGAGUGGACGGCGGAAUGAACAGCGGGGUAGACCACAUGGCGGACCGCAUGGCGGACAGCGGGGCCGACACCGAAGCGGGGUCCACGCCCACCAGAGCAGCAGGCCGCACCGAGGCCCACGAGAGGAGGAAGGCCAAGCAGCCGCUCCUCUACGCCGUGUACAAGCUGAAGAAGCUGAACCAAGUGCAGGAGGAAGAGACCAGCCUCACCUCCAGUGGGAUCAACUGCAAUGUAGAUGCCGUGCUGGAAGAAGUCACCUCCAAUUUGAAGUCCCUCUACGAACUGAAGAAGCUAUCCAAAAAUAAGUUUUUCACCUAUAAGGCUCUCCUGUUUGACAUCCCCCUGAGCAUAUCCUCGGAGCUGCUCGAACAUAGCAGCUUUAAGAAGCUGCUCAGCUUGAUUGGGUUCCUCUAUAAGGAGAAUGGCGACGAGUGGGUUCUAAAUGAACACUUAGAUGUGGACAUUUUCAGGAGCAUUGUGGAAAAGUGCGAGGAGCUCUUUCCCCUGUCGCUGGAGGAGUUGCGGGCGAGGUUGCGCGCCCCAGGGGGGGACAAGGCCGCCCAGGGGAGUGGCACUGCAGAUGAGGGAGAGGAGCGCCAGCAGCGGGGUGGCACUGGAGAUGGCGGCGAAGUUGACAGCUCACUCCCCCCCCACACCGACGCGCAGCUGCACCUGCUGGAGCCCCCCAAGCUCAAGGGGACCUUCGCCCUCCUCAAACUCAUGUACGACCUCUUCAUCUCGAAUGAAGACGACUUCAGAAUCUUCUUCAACGACGUGGUGAACCUCAUUAGGGACAAAUGUAGUUCCAUUUUCCAGAGCACCACCACAGAGGGGGAUACAAAGGAGAGGAAGGACCUCGGCACAGAAAAUGGCACAUCUGCUUCAGCAGCUAGCCAAAAGAGUGAUGAUCCCAAUUUAGACCACUACACAAUUUUCCUAGAACCCAAAGAUAGACAGGUUCUGAGAAGGUGCCAGAAGAAGCAAGUCCUCUCACAGUUGCUGCAAUACAUCUGGGUGUUCCUCUCCAAAUCGGAGCAUCUCAUCAUCUCCAAGCACAUAAAUGAAAAGAAUUUUUCCGAACGAUUCCGAGUGAUUAACAACUACAAGACCCUGGGGGUGUCCGAACUUGAAAGCAUCAUCUGUCAGAAGCAAUCCGAAAUAGAUGAGAAGAAGAAACAAAAGAAGGAGACCAAACCGACCUCUCAACAGAAGUUUUUUUUUAUAAAACGCGUUUGUGAGUACCUACACAGAGCAUACGUUCCUGUCAGUAUGGGCCCCAUCAGCACUGGACGGAACUGCCCCCUGAAUGAGACCUACUUCGGGGGAGACAAACUGCUCACCUGCAUUUAUGAGAAGCUGAAUUCUUGGAACGCCAAGCGGAGCAAGAGGGGCGACGACGCGCAGUGCUUCUCCGUGGUUGCCAGGGAUUUGCUAAGCUACGUCGCCACGCCGGCUGAAUCGAGCACUGCCCCCGACGCUGUCCCUAACGCCGUCCCCGCCGCUCAAUCAAGCGCCGACGCGCAUUCCUUCCUCCCCCUGGUUGAAAACAUCUGCGCCGCUCUGAAAGCCUCGGAGGAAGAAGGGGGGGUCCUGAAGUGGCACCCCCAGCAGGUGCAGAGGCAGUGGCUCAAAAUCAUGCUCAAAUUAUUUUACAAUGUGCUCUACGACAGCGAGUACAACACGGUGGGGAACCUCUUCCUCGAGUAUAGGAACAUUAAGGAGAUCCUCAAGGACAAGUCGCCCGACUUUUUGUCUCCCCAGGGGGAAGCGACAGGAGUAGCAGCAGGAGUAGCGACGGGAGAAGCGACCGGAGCAGUCGACACACUCGGAGCAGCCGCCGCAACGGGGCUGUACAGUGGCAUGGAGGAGCUGCAGAAGGAAGACCCCUCGCAGCCGUUCACCGACGAAAUGUACCUGGUGAGCACGCAGCACGAGGCGCACACCGGCGGGGCGCCAGCCAGGAGGGCCUCGCGGGCCGGGGGUGCACCCGCAGACCAGGGCAAAAUGGACGCAGCUACGAGAAAGGCGGUCGCCGCGAGAAAAGCAGAUGCCAUUUCGAGCAAACCGGUCGCCGCUCCCAGCGAACCCCACUCCGGGGAGAUUCCCCCCCAUAAGAGAAAGCUGGCGCACACACCUGGGGAGGACUGUUCAGAAUUCUUCAAAAAGAGGAAGCUGCAAAAUGCCUACAUUAACAUGUAUAGGAAGAAUCGGAAGAGCAUCAUCGACUCGCUGCUUAAGAAUAAGAACAUCGCCCAGUACAACGAGAGUGACAUUAUCAAUCGGGUCAAGCAGGUUUUUAUAAAGGCUCGCCAGAUGGCUUCCACGGGGGACCUUCGCAACCGAUGGAAAUCUCGCGAUGACGUGAAGAGGAUACUCCUGCUGUGA